Messenger RNA from Nicotiana attenuata, 2399 nucleotides. Its product is annotated as pentatricopeptide repeat-containing protein At4g02750. The record is from RefSeq and is a predicted model, not a curated record. NCBI's taxonomy places the organism in Eukaryota, Viridiplantae, Streptophyta, Magnoliopsida, Solanales, Solanaceae. Bases 54 to 2378 code for a protein of 774 amino acids. Gene Ontology annotation, molecular function: RNA binding; protein binding; zinc ion binding. Gene Ontology annotation, biological process: RNA modification. The transcript has 2 exons.
CCUCCCGCCAAAGUGUACAGAGUUUGAAAAUAAUGGUCUGACUGUUUAGACCAAUGGUACGAGAUUUCAAAAUGCGCUUCAGAAGAUUGCACAGCAUUUGUUCGCGUUCACUGCAAAACGAACCGGCGACUCAUCUCAGAGCAGAAUUACCACACAGAAAAAGUCCCAAGAUAUCCGGCGGUAAACCACCGGCGAAGGCAGAAAAAGUCAGUAGCUCGGAUAUAGUUCAAUGGAACAGGACCAUCACCCAACACAUGCGACAAGGAGAAUGCGAUUCCGCACUGCGCUUAUUUAAUUCCAUGCCUGCCAAGUCGUGUGUAUCCUGGAAUGCAAUGAUAUCUGGGUACUUGUCGAACGGCAGAUUGGACCUCGCUCAGCAGUUGUUUGAUGAAAUGCCUCAAAGAGACUUGGUAUCCUGGAACAUCAUGCUUAGUGGGUAUAUCAAGAGUACGAAUUUUGGGGCAGCUAAGAUGUUGUUUGAUCAAAUGCCUGUUAAAGAUGUUGUUUCGUGGAAUGCUUUGCUUUCUGGGUAUGCCCAGAAUGGGUACAUUGCUGAUGCUAAAAGGAUAUUUGACAUGAUGCCUGUGAAGAAUGAAAUCUCAUGGAAUGGACUUCUGGCUACGUAUGUUCAGAAUGGGAGGAUUGAGGAAGCGAGGAAAUUGUUUGAGUCAAAGGACAAUUGGCCGCUGGUUUCUUGGAAUUGCUUGUUGGGCGGGUAUUUGAAGAAGCGGUUAUUGGCUGAGGCGAGGGUGCUUUUUGAUAGAAUGCCUGUUAAGGAUCAGGUCUCAUGGAACACAAUAAUUUCUUGUUAUGCCCAGAAUGAUAAUUUGGAGGAAGCGAGGAAGUUGUUCGAUGAGUCCCCUAUUAGAGACGUAUUUACGUGGACUUCAAUGCUUUCUGGUUAUGUACAGAAUGGGCUGGUAGAUGAGGCCAGAAGGAUUUUUGAUGAGAUGCCAGAGAAGAAUGAGAUCUCAUGGAAUGCAAUGAUUGCAGGAUAUGUGCAGUCUAAGAGGAUGGACUUGGCGAGGGAAUUCUUUGACGCAAUGCCUUGUAAGAACGUCAGCUCUUGGAACACAAUGAUAACAGGUUAUGCUCAAAAUGGGGAUAUCAUGAGUGCCAGAAGUUUAUUUCAUUGUAUGCCAUGUCGUGAUUGCAUCUCUUGGGCAGCAAUUAUUGCUGGAUAUGCUCAAAGUGGCAAUAGUGAGGAGGCAUUGCGCAUGUUUGUGGAGAUGAAAAGAGAUGGCGGGAGGAUAAAUAGGUCGGCAUUUACUUGCGCUUUGAGUACAUGUGCUAACAUUGCUGCAUUCGAAUUAGGAAAGCAAAUACAUGGACUGCUUGUGAAGGCUGGAUAUCACACUGGUUGUUACGUGGGAAAUGCGCUCCUAGCAAUGUACUGUAAGUGUGGAAGCAUUGAUGAGCCAUAUGAUGUAUUCGAGGAAAUAGAGGAGAAAGAUGCUGUCUCUUGGAAUACAAUGAUCGUUGGUUAUGCAAGGCAUGGUUUUGGCAAACAAGCUCUUCAACUAUUCAAAUCAAUGAAAGAAGUGGGUUUCAAACCUGAUGAUGUCACCAUGGUUGGUGUAUUGUCUGCUUGUGGCCAUACUGGCCUGAUUGACAAGGGCAUGGAAUACUUUUACUCCAUGGAUCGCGAUUAUGGAAUAACUGCAAACCCGAGACACUACACUUGCAUGAUUGACCUUCUGGGACGAGCUGGGCGUCUGAAUGAUGCUCAAAAUCUAAUGAAGGACAUGCCUUGUGAACCAGAUGCUGCAACUUGGGGUGCUCUCCUUGGGGCAAGUAGGAUCCAUGGAAAUACUGAAUUAGGAGAAAAGGCUGCUGAAAUGAUUUUCAGUUUAGAGCCUUGGAAUGCAGGGAUGUAUGUCCUCCUCUCAAAUUUAUAUGCAGCUUCUGGUAGAUGGCGUGAUGUUAGCAAGAUGAGAUUAAAAAUGAGGGAUACAGGUGUAAGGAAAAUGCCUGGUUACAGCUGGGUUGAGUUGCAAAAUCAGAUUCAUCUUUUUUCAGUUGGGGAUACCAUGCAUCCAGACAGCAAAAGAAUAUAUGCUUUCUUGGAAGAGUUAGAGUUACUAAUGAAGCAGGAGGGUUAUGUCUCUGCCACGAAAUUGGUCCUGCAUGAUGUGGAUGAAGAGGAGAAGGCACACAUGCUCAAGUAUCAUAGCGAAAAAUUAGCCGUUGCUUUUGCAAUUCUAAACGUACCAUCUGGGAGACCAAUUCGUGUGAUGAAAAAUUUAAGGGUUUGUGGAGAUUGUCAUACUGCUAUCAAGAUCAUAUCAAAGAUUGUGGGUAGAUUGAUAAUCAUUCGGGAUAAUAACCGUUUUCAUCACUUCAGUGGAGGUGUUUGUACCUGUGGAGACUAUUGGUAGUACUGGAGUGUGAAAGUUUAC